AUGGGGACCAGCCGGAAAGGGGACGCCAGCGGACCCGCCCCCGCGGCCUCCCGCUUCCGGUCGCCCCGCCCUCUGGGUGCAGUAUUUGUGUUCUGCGCUGCCCUGAAGGCGGGGAUCUUGAACUCCGGUGGGGCGCCUUAUUUGGAGCAGGGUAACCCGAAGGGGAAUCUGCUAGGUGGCCAUGACACAGAAGUCACAGGAGACCAAGGCACUGACCAGUUGGGAACUUCUCACAAUGUCAGGCUUCCCCCUGAUGCUCCAGCUCAACCCCUCAAGGUGGGAAUCCUCCAGCCUUGGAAGCAGCUGAGGCCCGCCCAGGAGUGCCUCACUCUGCCCAUAGAGUUGCAGGCAGAGAGGAUCACUGGUCAUCUGGAGCUGCAGCCUACAAGCCUGAUCAGAGAGGGUGGCACGGAGGACCCCACUGAGAGUUUCCUCCUGCCAGGAGGACAGGGACACAUAUGUUAUCUCUGUGCCCUCACACGUUCUACCCCAGGCCCAGUGGAGUUCUUUAGAGGUGAGCAAAUGGAAAGGGAGGUGGGAGAUGAGGGGUUGGAAGGAAGUGUACAGUGAAGGGCUGGGGAGCCAUGGAGGCCAAGAGGAUGGAGGGUUGGGGGGCUGUCUGUGGCCUCAGUUCCUUAUCCCUCCAAGAACCAGGUAGAGGAGCUCAGUUACCAGACACUGGAGCCAUCGCCUGGGCCAGACAUGAAGCGCUCGUGGCAGAUUUUUGUCCUGUGGGUCUUCUGGGUGUUCAUCUUGUGGCUGAUGGUCCCCUGCUUGGAUCCGAAGCAUGAGUGGGCACCCCAGGAAAAAUGGAUAAACAUGGUGCCAUGGUGUUGCUGCCGCCCUUGGUUCAAAUGCAGGAUAAGUGACUACCCAUCUAGGACCCUCAAUUACUCUCUCUGCCACGACACAGUCAGAAGGGACCAGUUUGAUGCAGGCAACCAGAAGAUGAAGGGAUACUUGAUGGGAGCAGCAGAGUCCACAAGCCCCAAUGCUGUGCUCUGGUGGCUGGUCAGUGAUCAACACAGGGUCAUUCCGCCCCAUCCUUCCCAGGCCCAGCCCACUUCCACGUUCGAGCUCAAAUCCCUGCCCUCGGUGGAAGUCUCAUUCACCCUGGUCUGCUUUCCUUCCACUGAGAGCCGAUACCUGGGUCCCAGCCUCCAAUCUCCUCCUUCCCACUGUUUUCAGGGCAUGCACUCAGCAAGUGAACUGGGCAAAGUGUGGAAGAAGCUGUUGGAGGCAAUUCCCAGGCCCUCAGUGAGCCAUCUCCAUCUCUUCUGCGGAUCUUGUGCAUUGACAGGGAACUCAAAGAUCCUGAGGGCCAUCAGCCUCCAUAGCAACGUCAACCAGUACAGUGUGGUCUCCAGGAAUGCCAGGGACCAGGGUUCCUGGAGACAGCUGCUGCUGCUGCUGCUGAAGCUUUUUGAUCUGGCUUGGACUUCAGAUGUUCUGAGUGAGGAGGUGAUGGUCCUGGUGAUCAGCCCCACCUUCCUCAGGUACAACUAG
This is a messenger RNA of Phacochoerus africanus (Common warthog), 1506 nucleotides long. RefSeq names its product chromosome 3 C20orf173 homolog (gene C3H20orf173). Lineage: Eukaryota; Metazoa; Chordata; Mammalia; Artiodactyla; Suidae. Gene Ontology annotation, molecular function: beta-galactoside (CMP) alpha-2,3-sialyltransferase activity. The record is from RefSeq and is a predicted model, not a curated record.